Molecule: messenger RNA, 375 nt
Organism: Lindgomyces ingoldianus
Lineage: Eukaryota; Fungi; Ascomycota; Dothideomycetes; Pleosporales; Lindgomycetaceae
Exons: 1
Source: RefSeq, a predicted model, not a curated record
GCAGGGUGGAAGAUACGGCAACGCACUCCAGGCGGCUUCAUCGGGAGGCCACGAGCAGGUGGUAAAGCGCUACUAGAGAAGGGCGUCGACGUCCACGAGCAGGGUGGAGAUUACGGCAACGCACUCCAGGCGGCUUCAAUCGGAGGCCACAAGUAGGUGGUAAAACUGCUGCUUAAGAAGGGCGCUGAUGCUAACGCGCAGGGUGGACCCUAUAGAAACGCACUCUAGGCGGCUUCAAUCAAAGGCCACGAGCAGGUGGUGAAGCUGCUGCUGGAGGAGGGCGCCGACGUUAAUGCACAAGGUGGAUCCUACGGAAACGCACUCCAGGCAGCUUCAUCGGGAGGCCACGAACAGGUGGUGAAGCUGCUGCUAGAG